Paramuricea clavata is the source of this 304-nucleotide messenger RNA. The record is from the annotation of a GenBank genome assembly. NCBI's taxonomy places the organism in Eukaryota, Metazoa, Cnidaria, Anthozoa, Malacalcyonacea, Plexauridae.
AUGGAAGUUGAUGUCACCGAUUACAAAUCCUGCCUAGAAGGUAACAUCAUUGGCAUGAAUGCAGUAACAUAUGUCACAGGCUAUCUGCUGAAGAAGUACUUUCUGAAGCAUUUCUGUGAUAUAUGUCAGAAUGCACUGACCAAGCAAGAUCUAAACAGCAGCACACAAUUGCUAUGCUUAUUCAAGGCAUACGAAGAAACGAAAGAAAAACCUUUUGGUGGACUUAUUUCACCAUCAGAUACAUUUUUAGACCAUGUUCUGGGCUUGGAAGCAAAAUUUGUUAUAGAAUUUGAAAACAAUGUAA